AUGAAACUGCACUUGAAGCAAUGGAGACAACGGAUGCUCUUCGGGAUAUUUGUUUGGGGGCUCCUCUUUUUGGUGAUUUUCAUCUACUUCACCGACAGCAGCCCUGCUGCACCCGUACCGAGCUCCGUCUCCUUCCUGGAGACCAGGAGGCUCCUGCCCAUCCAGGGGAAGCAGCGGGCCAUCAUGGGCGCCAUGCACGAGGCCCCCUCGCCCACCAGCACGGGUGUGAACAAGCUCCUGCCCCCGGGACAGCCGGCCGACCUCCUGCACGCGGGACCUGGCGACCCACAGACGUGGGAUGAGUUUGACAAUGAAGAUUUCUUUUCAUCCCAGGUUGGGAGAAAAUCUCAAAGUGCUUUCUACCCGGACGACGACGACUACUUUUUUGCUGCAGAUCGGCCAGAGUGGCACGCUCAGGGGAUGUUGGGAUUCCCUGCCCCCCUGCAGCCGGGCCAGCGGGAGGGGACUUUGCCGGCCGGGCAGGUGCAGAGAAGGCGGAUGAAGAGGCACCCGAGACCGAGAAGGAGCCACGUGCCGAAGGAGGGCGACGACGGGGACAGGCUGUACUCAUCCAUGUCCAGGGCCUUCCUGUACCGGCUCUGGAAGGGCAACGUCUCCUCCAGAAUGCUGAACCCGCGCCUGCAGAAGGCCAUGAAGGACUACCUGAGCGCCAACAAGCACGGCGUGCGCUUCCGCGGGCCGCGGGCGGCGGCGCGGGGCCGGGCCGAGCUGCUGUGCGCGCUGCGGCGGCGGGCGCGCGUGCGGACGCUGGACGGCACCGAGGCGCCCUUCUCGGCGCUGGGCUGGCGGCGGCUGGUGCCCGCCGUGCCCCUCGGCCGGCUGCGCCCCCGCGGCGGCCUGCGCAGCUGCGCCGUCGUCAUGUCGGCGGGCGCCAUCCUCAACUCCUCCCUGGGCGAGGAAAUAGAUUCUCAUGAUGCAGUUUUGAGAUUUAACUCUGCUCCUACGCGUGGUUAUGAGAAAGAUGUUGGAAAUAAAACCACCAUGCGCAUCAUUAAUUCCCAGAUUCUGACCAACCCCAACCAUCACUUCAUGGACAGUUCUUUGUAUAAAGAUGUUAUUUUGGUGGCCUGGGACCCUGCUCCUUAUUCUGCAAAUCUUAACCUGUGGUACAAGAAGCCAGAUUACAACCUGUUCACUCCAUAUAUUCAGCAUCGUCAGAGAAACCCAAAUCAGCCAUUUUACAUUCUUCAUCCUAAGUUUAUAUGGCAACUGUGGGACAUUAUCCAGGAGAACACUAAGGAGAAGAUUCAGCCAAACCCACCAUCUUCUGGUUUCAUUGGAAUCCUCAUCAUGAUGUCCAUGUGCAGAGAGGUGCACGUGUAUGAAUACAUCCCGUCCGUCCGGCAGACGGAGCUUUGCCACUACCACGAGCUGUACUAUGAUGCCGCCUGCACCCUGGGUGCCUACCACCCGCUGCUCUACGAGAAGCUGCUGGUGCAGCGCCUGAACACGGGCACCCAGGCAGAUUUGCAUCGCAAGGGCAAGGUGGUCCUGCCAGGCUUCCAGACCCUGCACUGCCCUGCUCCAAGCCCCGCGGGUCCACACUCUUAG
Molecule: messenger RNA, 1572 nt
Organism: Cynocephalus volans (Philippine flying lemur)
Lineage: Eukaryota; Metazoa; Chordata; Mammalia; Dermoptera; Cynocephalidae
Gene: ST6GAL2
Product: ST6 beta-galactoside alpha-2,6-sialyltransferase 2
Exons: 5
Coding region: 1-1572 (523 amino acids)
Biological process (GO): sialylation
Cellular component (GO): Golgi apparatus
Molecular function (GO): beta-galactoside alpha-2,6-sialyltransferase activity
Source: RefSeq, a predicted model, not a curated record